Molecule: messenger RNA, 1100 nt
Organism: Haliotis rubra (blacklip abalone)
Lineage: Eukaryota; Metazoa; Mollusca; Gastropoda; Lepetellida; Haliotidae
Exons: 3
Coding region: 180-866 (228 amino acids)
Source: RefSeq, a predicted model, not a curated record
AUUUUUCUUUCACAUAUACCCAGAUUGAGUCACGCUUGUAGCGACGGUCGAUACACACACACUCAUAUAUAUACUGCUCGACUUGCUAACUUUCACUCGUUUUACUCGUAUUACUUAUGCAUGUGUAUGAUUGUUGUGAAUAACAAUAAUAGUUACAUAUUUGAUCAAAACAUUUAGGUAUGCCUGUCUAUAAUCGAGAUAUCGGCACAAACGUAUUGUCUCGAUUAGGCUCGGCUCGACCUGACACGAGUUUUAGGAAAUCCCUACUUUCAACACCACAAAUAUCCUGUCUGCACCAAGCGAAACAACGCGGGUCGCCCGUAAGGUCACAUGUGUUCAAAUACCUGAAAGUCGUCAGUGAAUCUAGGUCAUCUGAUGGCGGACGUUGGCGUUACAAGGAAGAGAACACCCACUCACAUUCCGAAAGGUUUCAUGUGGUAUAUAUAUGGAUGCCCAAAAAGAAGCAGGUCGGACACGCCUCUCUUGUGUUGAGUAAUGGAACAUACGUCAGCUUAUGGCCACAUGACAAGAAAAAGAAAUGCGGAGUGAUGAAGAAGGUUCUGGGUAAGAGCGACCGUCCAGAAGAAGACAUUUACAAAGAAGGAUUCGAGGCAGAUUAUACUUUCAAGAUACCUUCUGAAAAGUUAGAUGUAUCCAGAAUGCAAGCUUUCUGGGAUAACUGGCAAAACACCGGUCACUAUGCUUUACUUUUCCGAAACUGUUGUUGGAUUGUAUACAAAGUCCUUCAUGAAGGCGGAGCCCCUGCAAGUGCAACAAUAUUUUGGCGUCCAGAAACAUUGCGAAGGUAUUUGAGGAUCUAUGAGAAUGACAGCCAUUGGAUCAGGGCCUUCAUUAAUCUGUGGUGACAAAGUUUCUGGACGAAUGGAUAAUGUUUUUGGUUCGUGACCUCUGCUAAAUUGUUGGGGCAAAUAUCAAGACAAGUUGAGGCCUUAAUAUCCAGUUCCUUGGAUCGUCAGCUUUAACGUUCACCAACAAAGGUGCUGCCUCUAUGCCAAGACUCUGGUAUCUCAGUAUUUAUCAUAAAUUGAUUUUCACCUUGUGCUGUAAUCUUCCCGAAACUGUUCAUAUGUUUCCGUGGU